GUUAAUAACAAAGCGUGUAGAAUUACAUUUAGUACAUAGACAAAAGGAUACUAAUCCUUCUUAAACCGAUCGAAUAGUAUGGAUGGAUUCAAGCCUAGAGGGACGUUUUCCGAAUCUAAACCAGACCAAAAGCAAACAUGUUUUGUCUUAUUAUCAUGACUGUAUGCUGAGAGUUUUUGACAAUCAUGCCUCGAGGAAGUCUGACUAUUUGGGUAACGUGCUUCUUUCGACGGCUAAGAGCGGAGAUUCAUCAAGGUUAUGCAAAUCAUUAGAAAAAGUUGACUUGAAUAAGGUUGAUUUUAACAUAAGGGAAAGAAAUACAGAGAACACACCAUUAAUAGUAGCUGCUGAGAAUGGUCAUGUUCAGAUCAUAUCAUUGUUGUUAUCAUGUGGUUCAGAUGUCACACUGAAAAAUGCUGCUGGUCAGACAGUUCUUGAGGUUGCUCCUGAGAAAAUUACAGAAUUGAUUCUAGAUUCUGUGAACAGACCAGGUGCUGGACAACCUCUUCUAUGUCAAGCAGCUUGGCAAGGAAAUGCAACAGUUGUGAAAAAAAUAUUGUGCCUAAACCCAAACUUGAAUGUGAACAACAAGAAUUCUGAAGGUUUUACUCCAUUAUUGCUGGUCACGAGAGACCUUGAUUUCUUUGACGGAAUUAAACUUAAAGUCUUCACUGAAAAUUAUAAUCCAGCUGAAGUUGUUUCUCUGUUGUUGCAUCAAAAUGCCGAUUGUUCGGCGUUAGACAAUGAGGGACGGAGUCCCCUACAUUUGGCAGCGAGAAAUCAUGGGAGAAAUGCGAGAAAUAUUAUAAGUCUACUUGCGAAAAAAGACUCCCUUGAUGUUGAUCAACGUGACACACAAAAGUACUCGGCAUUGCAUUGCGCCUCCGAAACAGGGGACCCAAACGUGAUGAUGGCUUUAAUUGACAACGGGGCGGAUGUGAAUGCACGAGCUGACCUUGGGCGAACUCCGCUACAUAUGACUGCAUCUCGCGGCGAUGAGAAAACCUCCGAAUUAUUGGUUGAACACGGAGCCAACGUUUUGCUGGUUGAUGACCUUGGGUUUACUCCCAUCGAUGUUGCAAACGGAAACGGCGUCCAAUUAUUAUUGAAAGAAGCAUGGUCGGAACAUUCACAAAAUUCUUUAAACCUGCUGAGAGUGAAGUCAGCGCCGGUUGGAGUGCCCACAAAGUUGGAUCAUAUUGAUGCACCAGACAUAAUUAUUAACGAAGAUGAUCCUCAGGAAGGUAUUAAAAGUAUUGGGAAUAAAGAAGGCCUAAGAAAAUUGAGUAAUAGAAAAUUGUCGAGUCCUCUCCCUUCGAAAGAGCAUAUUCGCGAACGAUCACUAAAUUAUGGAGCAACGGGAAGAGCUCGUUCCCAUUCCUCUGGGCCUUCUUCGCAUUCCCGGCUAGAUGCAAUGAAUCACGACGUCCACCGAUUAUCGUUCGACGGAGGAAGUGCAUCUCCUUUACACAAAAUAACAAAAGACAGCACCACAAAACGAUCAUGCAAAAGUCCACAACCAGAUGCCAUUCCCCGCGCAACUGCCAAAGUUGCCGUACUGAAUAUUGACCUCAAGGGACACGAUCUUCAAAAACAGAAGAGUAAGAGUUGCAGUGAGUUGCCAUUCCCAAGAUAUCGUCUUCGAAAAUCGGCAAACCCGCAAAACCUGCAAAACCCCCAAAACCUGCAAAACCCCCAAAACCCCCAGGCAUUAUCUGCGGAGGUAAAACCGCUGAAUAACCCUCUUAGCCUACGUGGGCGAUCAGUCAUGUCCUCGUUUGAAACUUUGCCUGAUAUUAUGUCCGAAAAAUCGGUGGAUGAAGCAAGCCCAGAUAAAUGUGAAACAGCCACUUCUUCAGAACCUGAAUUAGUUAAAACCCCACCACCAGUCUUCAAUCCAACCUCCGAUGAACUUGCCCCAUGGCCAGGCUCUCCAGAUAAUGAUUUCCUGAACAAAACCUUCAAUUCGAAAGAGAAGCCGGUAUUCUGGUUUCCUGUGGUGCAAAACGAUACAAAAUCCACUUUGAAGGUUCAGGAUUCCGACCUGACUUUCUUCGUAGACCUGAAAGAUAUUGAAACUCCAUUGCGAAAGUGUACAAAAUGCCGAGAGGAAUUUACAUCCGAGGAUUUCAGACCCGGUACCUCGGUAUGCAAUAUGUGCCAUAGAAAGUCAAUUGCAAAAGAUACUUUUUGGGUGCCUUUAGAUUCCGCUGGACCCAGUAGUACCAAAACUGAAAUGCAUGACCUUGAUGACGGCAAUAUUCUAACUGGAACGCGAUCUUCUAGUCUAGACAAUCGUACGGUUUCGAUCGACAGAGAGACAUUGAGUGUUUUAAGCAAUAAGGAGUUGUCUGAAGAAGAGUUGAAGAAAUCGCCAAAAGCCAAACAAAAUAUAAAAGAUACAAUGUCAGAUUCGUCGAAGACUCAGAAAAGACUCGAAGUGGACACUAAUGCGACAACACAGCAGGAAACAGCGGAAAACUCGGCGAAUGUGAUACGAGAACAAUGCGACGACUUCGCGAGUGAUGAUCGCGUAGGUCUCGGAGUCGCGAGUACAAAACGAGAAGAAUCCACAGAUUGUUCGGGAAAACGCGAACAGCCCGUGUGUGGUGGUGAAGAUCGAAGAAAAAGCGCAAUAUUUCUACGAAAUAACCUGCAAAGCGAGGAAACAGAACCAAACGUUGACGGGAACGAAACUUUGAUAGAAUCUCAAAAGUCUAUGAAAGGAGAUAUAUCAAACGAGAGAUCUCCUGAUGACAUGCCAGAAAAGAAACUCCAUGCAAGUACUGCUAUGUUUGAGUUAUGUAAGCAGACGUUAGAAUGUUUUUCUGCAGAUUUGACUUGCUUAGAGAGCAAUAAUGUAUCAUCAGAUGCAAUCAAUCAUUUGUAUAACCGGUCAAGUGUUGGUAAAUGUCCGUUAGUUGAUCAAUCAACUGGCGAAGAAGGUCAAUCAGGAGGAAGAGGUGUGGUGAUUUCGCCUGAAGUUGACCGUGUUCAAAAGUUGAUAUCUAAUGACAUACAGCAAAAUUCUGGCACGUUUGGGGAAUUUGUUGAUGCCGAUGUUACCCCACAUCAAGUAGUUAUCGUGAAUCCCUUCCCGUCCCCUGUACCCCCUAAAGUCCCCAUGGUGAAUGUCUCUUCGAAUUGCAAGUGCGAUCGGUAUGCCUCGCUCUCCAGGACGUCUGCUUCUGGUGGGAAGAAAAAAGGCCGGGGCAAGAGGUCUGGGUCGAACGGUCAGAAGACUGGGACGAAUAGCCAAAAUUCUGAGUCGAACAUUCAGAAGACCGGAAACAAGUUUAAAAAAGCAGGUCAAAAGGAUACAGAAAAAAGCAGCGAAAAAGGAAAGCAAGGCAAGAGAGUCAUUUCCGCUAAGAAAAAUGCGAAAAAGAAACUUCUGCAAACUCCUGUGAAAGAAAUUCCGGUUAUUCAGACGGCAUUAAUAGCCGCCGACACAGAUGAAAAAAAGGAAUUAUUGCCACAAAAUACUGACAAGAGCCUCCACUUGGCCGAAACUAAUAUUCCACUCGCACCAGUCCGUCAAACAACUUUUAUCAAAGCAAAGCUUCCCGUUUUGAGUCCAACACCGGAGGCUUCACGAUCAGGCAGUUCCGUGCAAGGAUCGAGCAACGAAGGCUUUCCGUCAUUACCGUCGAACGCCGAGCAAGGAAGCAGUAUUCCAUUAGUGGAAAAACUGGACAGGAUUUCCAUAGGUCAUGUAGAGGAUGAGGUAGAUAGGCCGUGGAAGCCCGGAAACGAGGCGAACUUGGUGGAGCCAAUGGCGUCUCACACGCCUUCUGUCGAUGUUUCACAAUCGCAAAAAUCAGAAAAUAAAUUAGAAACUGCAGACAGUCUUGAGGAUUUGAUACAGAUAAUUUUAAGCGAGACGGACGAACUGGAGAAAAAUCACGCAAGACUUGACGUUGCACGAAAAACGAGCAGUGAUGAACACGCGGAGUUGGGCACGGAAACAAAUGCCAGCGAUAACGUGCAGACUGGAGCGACAGAAAGGGUCUUCCAUUCCAAGAAUGACAUUGACGAAUCUAAGAAAAACUUUGUUGAGGCUUGGAUAUACGGACAUUGCAAGUCAAAUCCCCACUAUCCUUCGGGUCAUCCUGAUCAUGGUGAUUCUUCCUCGGGUUUAGUUCGUGCUACGCCGUCGGAUGCGAACCCAAGAAAUGCAUCAUACGAAUCAAGUGGUUCUACGCCCCUUCCUCCAACAACAACAGAUUUCUCUUCUGAAAUUUCACGCUCUGUUGACGACAGCAUAGAAUCCACUUCGGGGAGUGAUGGCGAUAUGGGAAAAAGCAAAGUUGAAGCGGGGUCCGAGAAAAUAUCCCAGAAACCGGUGGAUUCCGAUGUUACUGACGUCACUUUCGACCCUGCCGAUGAUAUUACUGGAGCGAAGGAAGACCGAAGGAUUUCCAAUGCCACCACAUCGACGUUUUCCGAGGGAAGUUCCAUGACUAUUUCCCUGCCGCCCGGUAGUACAGCAAGCGGUGUUGGUUCUCAGAGUUUCGGUGACGAAUCACCGCAUAUUAUUAUUAGUAGGCUAACUCCACGUAAGCCGGAAACGCCCGGCACAGGCUCGGAAACGAUAAGUUCGGAAGAAGAGGAAAUUGUGUGGCGAAAAGGAAACAUGCUCGGAAGGGGAGCUUUUGGCAAGGUUUUUUGUGGUUUAACCAACACUGGUCAGAUAAUCGCGGUAAAACAAGUUGAACUCAUCACAAGCGACAUGACUGAAGCAGAGCGGCAAUAUGCAAAAUUACAAGAAGAAGUGGCACUUUUGAAAUCUUUACGACACGAAAAUAUUGUGAGUUAUCUUGGCACAUGUCUUGAUGGUGGUGUGGUUAACAUCUUUAUGCAGUUUGUACCAGGUGGUUCAAUCGCCUCAAUACUGGCCAGAUUUGGUCCACUUGAAGAACGAGUGUUCAGAUUCUACACGAAACAAAUCUUGGUCGGUGUGGAGUAUCUGCAUAGCAAUAACGUUGUCCACCGCGACAUCAAAGGUGGGAACAUUAUGUUGAUGCCUACAGGAGUCAUUAAGCUGAUUGAUUUUGGUUGUGCAAAACGACUUUACAUUAAUACGAGUCAGAGUCAGGGAGAUUUACUACGUUCCAUGAAAGGAACGCCAUAUUGGAUGGCGCCUGAAGUCAUCAAGGAGAUUGGAUACGGUAGAAAAUCUGAUAUAUGGAGUAUCGGCUGUACCGUAUUUGAAAUGGCCACUGGUAAACCUCCCUGGUCUCACUUACCCCCGAUAUCCGCGAUCUUGGCAAUUGGUCAAGGAUCAGAGCCACCCCAGCUUGAAAUGUUAAAAUCAGCUUCUGAAGAGGCUUAUAGUUUUGUUGCCACUUCCAUGUCACGUGAUCCAGAUGAAAGGUGGUCUGCAGAUCAACUUAUUAGCCAUCCCUUCAUCCUGCAGUGUGAUGGAAAUCGUUAAUGUGGUAGAGACAAGGAAAUCUUGUCGUGUCUUAUCAAGCUAGUCUUUCGUUUCAUGCAAAACAAGUAUAUGCAAACAGACACUGUCCUUGGCCUAAACAAAUCUUUCAAAGGUGGUUUGAAAUACUGGUAUAUCUCUGGUAUACUGGUAUGGUAAAAAAUGUAGUUAUUGGGUUUUCCGAGAAUGAAUGGGACAUAGACCUUUUCUUGUAUGUGUAGUUUAGAAUGUAUAAUUUACAGCCACGUUUUUAGAAUUUUGGCUAAAAUCCGCGAUGCGACCGUAGGAAAAUUACUUGGAUGUAAACCACAAGCAUACAAGUUACAUUGUAAUAUAUUUUCAUACAUGA
Dendronephthya gigantea is the source of this 5783-nucleotide messenger RNA. RefSeq lists its product as uncharacterized. The transcript has 29 exons. Lineage: Eukaryota; Metazoa; Cnidaria; Anthozoa; Malacalcyonacea; Nephtheidae. Gene Ontology annotation, molecular function: protein kinase activity; protein binding; ATP binding. Gene Ontology annotation, biological process: protein phosphorylation. The coding region runs from base 83 to 5437 and encodes 1784 amino acids. The record is from RefSeq and is a predicted model, not a curated record.